AUGAUGGUUGUUGCUAUUGAUGCUGUCGAUGGUGAUGAUGAUGAUGAUGCUAGUAAUGGUGGUGAUGAUGAUGAUGAUGAUGAUGAUGAUGAU
This is a messenger RNA of Enterobius vermicularis (human pinworm), 93 nucleotides long. Lineage: Eukaryota; Metazoa; Nematoda; Chromadorea; Rhabditida; Oxyuridae. The record is from the annotation of a GenBank genome assembly.